Exophiala bonariae is the source of this 2418-nucleotide messenger RNA. RefSeq lists its product as uncharacterized. The record is from RefSeq and is a predicted model, not a curated record. Gene Ontology annotation, molecular function: transmembrane transporter activity. Lineage: Eukaryota; Fungi; Ascomycota; Eurotiomycetes; Chaetothyriales; Herpotrichiellaceae. The transcript is spliced from 2 exons. Bases 1 to 2418 code for a protein of 805 amino acids. Gene Ontology annotation, biological process: transmembrane transport.
AUGGAGAACGAGCCAUCGAAGUCGCAACCACCUCAGCAUAUCACGACCGCCUCAAGACCGUCCAACGAUGCUUUGGAUAAUGUGGAUGAAGAACCUGAACCAUGGCAGGUACUACACCAAAACUCUCAGCUAGCUGAUAGUAUGGUUCAACAAAUGUCUCAGCGAAGCACUAGUGAACUAGACGGUCACUCGCGAGAUAUCUCAAAUCAAACACUUGGGCAAUACGAGGAAGAUGAUGGCACAAACGAGGGCAUACACUCUCAGGACAAUCAAAGUUCUCGACCUAUCUGGUCUGGAAUUGUUGAUUGGGUCAAGGGCCAUGACCAAGAUCAAUCAUCUUAUUCCACGAACGUGAGACCUUCAACUACAGGUUACACCCAAGUUACCGAAGAGGUUCCAUCUAGCCAGGAAAAGACAUUCACAUCUGAAGAUACAAAUCAACCUUCGCAACAACAUGAUGACGAGGGAACAAAACUCGCUCGAGCAUACACAAAGACAGCGGCCGCCGCUGUCCAUACCUUUUUAGAUCAGAAUCACGACACUUCACAGUAUUCCACUGGAUUCUACUCCAAUAGUGAAGAACCGUCGAUUGACGAAUAUAUACAUGACAUCGACUACGUGCCAGCUCCUGAAAAAUACAAGCCCGGCUUGUUUGGCGCCCUCCUCGCAUAUAAGCUUGAUCAUCUGCAACAGGACUGGACCAAUACCCACAAACAAACACAUCAACGUAAAACAACAGCACCGAGGCAUGAUGUCAAAUCUCUUUAUCAAGCAUCCUCACUGACACAUUCGGUUCCUACGUCCGGCACAUCUACACCAAAUAAGAAGGUCAAAUGGUAUGAAAAGCCAGAGCAGAGUAACCCAACGGCAGCAGCAUUGAUGCAGGCAGCAUUAUCAACCACCACUCCCAGUGUGGCUGGUACCGGUGCCAUUCCACGACCAAGAGCAAUGCGACCGAAAUCGGCCGACAUGAUUUCCACGGCAGUCGAUAUUAUCACACACGGUAAGAACCAAAGCCAGCAACGGUUCUCGAACAGUGCGCUGGAGAGCCAUGUGGGCCUCAUCUCAGAAGUUGCAGACAUCAUUGCACGAAGAGAUUAUCUGAUCAAGCUAUGUGGCGCACUGAUGGAAUACGGUGCACCGACUCAUCGAAUUGAAGAAUACUUGAGUGCUUCGGCCCGAGCACUUCUCAUUGACGCAGAUUUUCUCCAUAUUCCGGGCGCAGUGAUAUGCACCUUUGCCGAUCGGACGAUUCACGCAAACAAUGUCGACAUUGUCAGGAAGCGAGGUGGACUCGACUUUGCCCGAUUGAAGGACGUUUUCAAUGUCUACAAAUGUGUCAUUCACGAAAAACUGACCCCAGAAGACGGGCUUAGAGAAAUCGAAGCCAUUCGAAAGCGACCAGACACCUUCUCCGAACUGUUCCGAAUCCUUCUCUUCGGCGUUGCAUCCGUUGUGGUUGGUCCGUUUUCUUUCGAAAGCCGCCCGAUCGACUUUGGUCCGAUUUUCAUUCUUGGGUGUACUAUUGGCUUUAUGCAAGUCAAGAUAGUCCCACGAUCUGAGCAUUUUAGUAAUGUUUUUGAAGUAUUCGCUUCCGUCCUGGCGGCAUUUGUUGCACGAGCUCUGGGUUCGAUCAAAUACCACGACGGUCAGUACAUUUUCUGCUUCUCUGCAAUGGCACAGAGCAGUAUCGCCAUGAUAUUACCCGGUUUCAUGAUGUUGAACGCUGCACUGGAGUUACAGGGAAAGAACAUAAUAUCUGGAUCGGUGCGAAUGGUGUACGUUAUUGUUUAUGUCCUCUUCCUCGCUUUCGGCCUGCUCAUUGGCACGACAAUCUUUGGUUUAAUCAAACAUGACGCGGUGUCAUCAACCACCUGUGACAUCCCGACAUGGUUCGCUGCUGAUAUGAACUAUAAGCUGAUCUACACCCGCUUCAUAUGGGCUCCCCUGUUUGCGUGCUGCAUGGGUUUAAUCUAUCAGGCAAGAUGGAAGCAACUGCCCAUCAUGGCAUUCAUUGCAGUAUGCGGGCAUCAAGCGAAUUUCUGGAUUUCAACUCAGCUAUCUAGCAAUCCGCAGGUUGCUAACGCCAUCGGGGCCUUUGUUAUUGGAUGCAUCUCGAACCUAUACUCCCGGCUGUUCCACGGGCUUGCAGCAACCGCUAUGCUACCCGCCAUUUACUGCCAGGUACCUGGAGGUUUGGCAUCUUCUGGUUCGCUAGUGGCAGGCGUCACCUCUGCCAAUGAGAUUGCAGGGAAUGGUACUGCCGCAGCCCACGCCAGUAGUAGCGCAGAUGGAACAAUCUUCACAGUUGGGUAUAGCAUGGUCCAGGUUGCUAUUGGUAUUAGUGUUGGGUUAUACCUUAGUGCACUGGUUGUGUAUCCAUAUGGGAAGAGAAAGAGCGCACUAGGCAGCUUCUGA